CAUUUACAAGCGGAAAGUUUUACAGUGUGCCCCUGGACAUUGCUAUUUGACCACAUACGAUGAAGAUUGUGAUACAAACAAUUACCAUCCUUUCCACGGUGACAUUAUGUGGAGCUGGAUGUAGUCCUUGUGAUUUUGAUCUGGUAACUGGGCCCUACGGUGUUUCUGACGAUGCACUAACAGCGUCCUCUACUCACGGCUCUUGUCCUAUACAAAGAGUGAGGUUUAGCAGUUCUCACGGUUGGUGUCCAGCGUAUACAGGAGACGGACACUAUAUACAGGUAGAAUUUCUAGCUGUUUCGACAUUGAAAGCCAUACAGACUCGUGGACGUGGAGAUCAUAAUCAAUGGGUGACGUUAUACAGUGUUAACACCAGCAUGGACGGACUUAACUGGAGUUCUAUAUUGAACGCUACAGGCAGUAUUAAG
Pecten maximus is the source of this 428-nucleotide messenger RNA. Its product is annotated as discoidin-2-like. Lineage: Eukaryota; Metazoa; Mollusca; Bivalvia; Pectinida; Pectinidae. The record is from RefSeq and is a predicted model, not a curated record.